AUGCAGAACCUCUCAGAGGGUUUACUUGAAGCAGUAAGAAAAGCAGCUGAGACUGCUGAACUGGAAUUGAAGCUCCAUACAUGUAUGAGAAUUCUAAACAAGAUUGAGGUCUUGUGUACACAGUGGCAGGCUGAGGCAGAGACUAAACAACAAUUGACAUUCACUGCAGAUCAAGCAUCCACUAUGAAGAGCUUCACUGAUGCAAUUGCCAUCAUUAAUAAGAAUAGAGAAAACCAGAUCUUAGGCCUGCAGCAGAAGAUUGAAUGUUUACACAGACAGACAACUAUGCUGAACCUGGAGAUCUCAUCAUGA
Blastomyces dermatitidis ER-3 is the source of this 312-nucleotide messenger RNA. RefSeq lists its product as uncharacterized. The record is from RefSeq and is a predicted model, not a curated record. The coding region runs from base 1 to 312 and encodes 103 amino acids. The transcript has a single exon. NCBI's taxonomy places the organism in Eukaryota, Fungi, Ascomycota, Eurotiomycetes, Onygenales, Ajellomycetaceae.